AUGACCACCUCGACCAACCCUCCAGCCCCCGCCCCGUAUGCCUUCGACGCUGCGCGCAGACGCUCGCUGAACGGCGCCAGUCCUCCCGAUCCCUACGGUGCGCCCUCCCCCCGACCGACUCUCCUCCCCCCCGCGCCCUGGCGAGCUAACGAAAAAACAGGCCCCUCGCACGAAUACCCACCGCCUCCAUCCUUUGCGCGCCCGCAAAUGCCGCCUCCAUCGUCGCCCACCCAGCAGCAGCAGCAGCAGCAACAACAACAACAACAUGCUCAUGCCUCGCAGCCCCCGCGCUCGCAGUACCCCCCCAACUUUGCUGCCAACCGCGACCUGCCAGGCCUCGGCCAGCCAAUGCGACCGGGCACCAGCAUGGCCAUCUCGUCUCUAAUCGGCGGCGGCGGCGGCGGCGGGGGUGACACGGGCGCCCCCGUCGCAACAACACAGUCGCCAUCGUCGCCCUCCACAAACGCGCCGUCGUCGAGCGCCCACGCCAUGCAGCCGCCCUCGCCUCGCCGCGCCCUGCCAUCGGACCCGCGAUCAGACUUUGCUGCCUUCCGCCGCCAGCAGACGCCUGAGCGCGGUACCUAUGCAGCCAGCACCGCGCGGCAGGACGGACACGCUUUUUCGUCGGCAUCCCCCAGCCAGUCGUACAGCAACCAAGCGUCACCUGACCCCGCCCGCCAGUCGCUCCCGCCAAACCCACAAUCCUACAAGCCCAUGACGUUUCCUGGCCAGCGCCUCUACGCUCAAGACCCGAAUCGCCAGUCGUCUGCAAACGUGCCACAGAGACCGAACAGCCAGCCGAACGGCCCCCCGGAAAACAAUGAUCAGGAGGGCAGGGCCAUGUACGAUACGUUUGGAGGCCGGCGCAACGCAUUUGGCCCACCCGAGGAGCGACGACGAACGCUGGGCGAGUCGCACCACGCGAGACCCAAUGCUGCCGAGCUCCUUGCAGGCGCCAGUCAGACCAGGUCGGAGAGGGAUCGCGCUGCGACAGUGCAUCCCGUGUCGCAGUCUGCAUUCAGUCCACCUCAAGAGCACCGGAAUAUGUCUGGUUCAUCGGAGCCUCCGCGCAGCCUCUGGCGGCACUCGGCCCCGACGGGUCCUGGCCGCGAGCUUGCCCACGAAGGUCGACAGGAGGAGCCUCCACCGAUGCACCGCACCUAUGGUCCAUAUCCUCCUGCGAUGCUAGGCGGUGGCCGCUAUGCUGCCCAAAGUUCUGAAGAGAUGCUUCGACGCAGUGUGGACCACUUGGGCCACCGUGUAGUGGAACAAUAUCACGCUCCUCCUACCUCGGAUCCCAAUUCUGUGGAGCGCCAUCGAACCGAGCCACUUGCUCGUUCCUUGUCGUCUGGGGGCAGGUCGCUCUAUGACCAGCCCCAGAAAAUGGGCGAGGCCAUGCAACACUCAAAAUCCCACAUUGGUUUCGGGCUGGAGGCGAGUAGACGGACUGGACGCGCGUCCCCACUACCACAAGCGGUCCAAGGUGCGCAAGCACAGCCUUUGUCGAUUGGCAAAGACCCGGGGAUCAAGAGCGAGUUUGGGCGAAUGUUUUCAGGCCUUGGUAGUGGGCUGGGAUCCUCUACGCCAUCACGCGGGAGCCCAAUGCCGCAGAAUGGGCCGGGCUCGUUUGAGUCCGACAGUGGGGAAAUGAUGCGAAGGAUAGGCUCUCAGCAAGGCAAGAAGCCGAAGCGACCAAAGGACGAGGAAGGCAUUUUCGACAUGGACAGCGCCGAUGGCAGGGGAACCCCGUUCGGCUCUCGCGGUGCUAAACGGAACAAGCACCACCAUCAGACGGCGCCACACCAUCACCACCAUCACCACCACCAUCAUCAUCACCAUCAAAAGCCCGACGAUGAGGGUCUAUCUGCACCAGCACCUACGACGAGUCUCAACGGGCGACAGACAAGCCUGCCUCAACCAGGCCCAGGCCAAUCCAUCCAUCACCAUCAUCAUAUCCAGGCAAACCCGCACCACCACCAUCACCAUCACCACCAUCAUGCCCCCCGCCCUAAUCAGCCUGUGCCGCAUGUGGCAGCCAAGGUGCCUAUCAAGGUCUACGAGAUCCAGCACAUCUUGGAGGAAGCUGCCAAGCGACCUCGUAAACAUCUCGGGUCACAGUUGUACCAGGCCAGAACAGAACUGCCCAAACCCAACUCAUCAUUGGACGAUCAAUUUGGCUAUGCCUCGAAGCCACAACGGCUGCCUUGCUUUGACGUGAACCCUAUCAAUUGCACCUUUACCAUUCGAGUGCCCAGGUACUACUUGAAGCCACGGCAAAGACAGCAUAUUGUAUUGGAGAGACACUUGUGGGGUGCACGUGUGUAUCGGGACGACUCGGACCCCCUGGCAGCUGCCAUUCACUCUGGGUGGAUCCGUGGUGAGUGGGAUGAUACUGUCGAUGUAGCCAUGCUCGAUCCACGCAUCACUGCGCCCAACGACCCCUCGGAUGCCGAGGAUGUUCUCACCAAGCUCCCAGCUGCACCCGUAACACCGCCUGCGGAUAUGGAUUUGCAGAUUGAGAUACUCAUCUUGCCUCAGCUCCAGGAGUACACUGGCUCUGUCGAGUAUGGAAUCUCGAGCAGGAAGAGCAAGGCCCACGAAGGGCUUAGCUUCAUGAUCAACAAGAUCCGAUGGGUCGAAGAGGGCGUUGGCAGCCGAGGACAGGACCGAACAGCAGCAGCACUCAAGCGGCGACUAGACGCCAGCGCUGCUCUGCUCACGCUCAAGAGCGGGAUUCUUGAAUACCACCGGGUGAAUGGCAUGACAAAACUACAUGCUUGACAUUUUGUCGAGUUGACGCAGCAUCUGGACAUAUAACGGCCGUCUCAGAAUUUAUGGCGCAUGGCAUUUUGUAGCAUCAAGUUGAGCUGAGCAUUGCUAG
Exserohilum turcica Et28A is the source of this 2881-nucleotide messenger RNA. RefSeq lists its product as uncharacterized. Bases 1 to 2781 code for a protein of 926 amino acids. NCBI's taxonomy places the organism in Eukaryota, Fungi, Ascomycota, Dothideomycetes, Pleosporales, Pleosporaceae. The record is from RefSeq and is a predicted model, not a curated record. The transcript is spliced from 3 exons.